AUGAAGUUUGCAAACCACACCUCUGUGACAGAAUUCAUUCUUUUGGGGUUAACAGAGGACCCUAAACUGUGUGCAGUGUUCUUUAUGAUAUUUCUAGGGGUGUAUGCUGUCAUUUUAGUGGGCAACAUCAGCAUCAUCACGCUAAUAAGAAACUGUCCCCAGCUCCAUACCCCUAUGUACCUGUUCCUUAGCCACCUGGCUUUUGUGGACAUUGGGUUUUCCUCAUCAGUCACACCUAUUAUGCUUAUGGGGUUCCUGAAAAAUGGAAUGGCCCUUCCUGUGGCUGGCUGUGAAGCCCAACUCUGUGUCACAGUGUCGUUUGGAUCUACUGAGUGCUUUCUUCUGGCCACUAUGGCCUAUGACCGUUAUGUGGCCAUCUGCUCGCCCCUGCUCUACUCCACACGCAUGUCUCCCAGGGUCUGCUUUCUCUUGGUUGGGGUUUCCUACAUGUGUGGCUUUGUGAAUGGAUGUACUUUUGUUAGUAGUGCAUUAGGUCUAUCCUUCUGUGGGCCAAAUCAGGUAGAUCAUUUUUUCUGUGACUUUGCCCCUUUAGUGAAACUUUCUUGCUCGGAUGUCUCCAUUAUUGGGAUUAUACCCUCUAUCUCUUCUGGAUUUGUCAUUUCAACAACAGUGUUUGUCAUAGGUGUCUCCUACAUCUACAUCCUCAUCACCAUCCUGAAGAUGCGCUCCACUGAGGGCCGCCACAAAGCCUUCUCCACCUGCACCUCCCACCUCACUGCAGUCACUCUGUACUAUGGAACUAUUACCUUCAUUUAUGUGAUGCCCAAAUCCAGCUACUCCACUGAGCAGAACAAGAUAGUAUCCGUGUUCUACACAGUGAUGAUCCCCAUGUUGAACCCCCUCAUCUACAGUCUGAGGAACAGAGACGUAAAGGAGGCCCUGAGGAAGGCAACUCUCAGAGUAUAUUCAUAA
Nannospalax galili (Upper Galilee mountains blind mole rat) is the source of this 933-nucleotide messenger RNA. Its product is annotated as olfactory receptor 473-like. The record is from RefSeq and is a predicted model, not a curated record. The transcript has a single exon. The coding region runs from base 1 to 933 and encodes 310 amino acids. Gene Ontology annotation, cellular component: membrane. Gene Ontology annotation, molecular function: olfactory receptor activity; odorant binding; G protein-coupled receptor activity. Lineage: Eukaryota; Metazoa; Chordata; Mammalia; Rodentia; Spalacidae. Gene Ontology annotation, biological process: G protein-coupled receptor signaling pathway; sensory perception of smell.